Messenger RNA from Prunus armeniaca (apricot), 867 nucleotides. The record is from the annotation of a GenBank genome assembly. Lineage: Eukaryota; Viridiplantae; Streptophyta; Magnoliopsida; Rosales; Rosaceae.
AUGGGGAAUGUGAAUGGGAGAGAAGAUGGGGGUGGAAGCCCAUCAGCGGCUGAGGAAGAGAGUGGUGGUGGGAGCGUGCAGGAGGGUCAUGCCCAUGGCCGUGGUGUUAGUGGUGGCGGUGAUGGGUCGUCUGAGUUGAUGGGUCAAUCGCCUCCUCAUAGCCCUAGGGCCACUCACUCCCCUUUGAUGUUUACUCCUCAGGUCCCUGUGGUUCCCUUACAAAGACCAGAUGAGAUACACAUACCAAACAACUCAUGGAUGCAAACUUCAGGGUUUGAAGACAUGUGCUGUGAGCAAGGAAUUCCGACUAUGAUUACAUGGAGCUAUGGUGGGAAGGAUGUAGCUGUGGAGGGAUCCUGGGAUAACUGGAAGACAAGAAUGGCCUUACAGAGAUCAGGGAAAGACUUCACGAUCAUGAAAGUACUGCCAUCCGGUGUUUACCAGUAUAGGUUUAUUGUUGAUGGGCAGUGGAGGUUCUCUCCUGAUUUACCCUUGGCCCAAGAUGAUGCGGGCAAUUCUUACAACCUUUUGGACUUGCAGGAUUAUGUUCCAGAAGACAUUGGCAGCAUUUCUGGUUUUGAACCUCCCCAGUCCCCUGACUCAAGUUAUAACAACCUGCAGCUUGGAUCUGAAGAUUUUGCAAAGGAGCCGCCAUUGGUUCCCCCACACCUACAAAUGACACUGCUCAAUGCGCCGUCAUCUUACAUGGAGAUGCCGCCACCUUUGUCAAGACCUCAACAUGUGGUACUCAAUCACCUUUACAUGCAGAAAGGGAAGAGUGGCCCAUCUGUGGUGGCACUUGGUACAACGGAGAGGUUUAUAGCGAAGUAUGUUACAGUGGUUCUCUACAAGUCCUUGCAGAGAUAA